Zerene cesonia (dogface butterfly) is the source of this 1883-nucleotide messenger RNA. Its product is annotated as alpha-tocopherol transfer protein. The transcript is spliced from 6 exons. Gene Ontology annotation, cellular component: membrane. The record is from RefSeq and is a predicted model, not a curated record. Gene Ontology annotation, molecular function: phosphatidylinositol bisphosphate binding. The coding region runs from base 131 to 1057 and encodes 308 amino acids. NCBI's taxonomy places the organism in Eukaryota, Metazoa, Arthropoda, Insecta, Lepidoptera, Pieridae.
AUUGAGGGCGAGUGUGUGUGAAUUAUAAGAGACCGAUACAUUGAAGAAGUAAUGCGCCAGAGUUCUAUUCACAGUGCUUUUUGCGACACCGCGGUGAGCGCGCGUAGCGUAAUUUUUUACAGGGGUUAAGAUGCCUACGCCGGACUACAGUAUUGAGUUGGACCUCGGUGAACCACCACCGGAGUUAUUAGAGUACGCGAGGAAUGAAUGUGGCGAAGACCCCAACACACGUUUACAAGCUAUUUAUGAAUUACGAGAAAUGAUUUAUGAAAGAGGAGAAUGUACGCCACAUCGUAUGGAUGACGAGUUUUUAACUAGAUUUUUAAGGGCUCGCAAUUUUAUACCACAAAGAGCGCAUAGAUUGAUCGUGAAUUACUAUAAUUUCAAAGAUGAAAACCCUGACCUGUUUGAGAACAUAUAUCCAUUAGAUUUAAGGAAAAUUGGUGAUUCUCAUGUGAUUUCCGUGCCACCAUAUCGUGAUCAGGAUGGUAGAAGACUUCUAUUGUUUAGAGUUGGAUGUUGGGACACAAAAACAAUACCCGUAGACGAUUUAUUCAAAGCAACGAUAUUUGCAUUGGAAAUUGGAGUUUUGGAAGUUCGUACUCAGAUCCUGGGCGGAGUGGCUCUGUUUGAUCUGGAGGAUAUUGGCGUGCAACAUGCGUGGCAAAUAACACCCUCCAUUGCGUCUAAGAUCGUGAAAUUAUUGGUGUCAAGCUUCCCAGCGACGACAUACGCCAUACAUAUCAUUAACCACUCUUGGAUCUUCGACAAAAUGUACAAUAUCUUCAAGCCGUUCCUCACAGCGGACAUGCGUUCUAGAAUAUUCUUCCACGGCUAUGACGUCACAUCGCUCCACAAGCACAUAAAGCCCGAAUACUUGCCAGAGAGAUACGGUGGAGUAUGGCCAGACUUCAGUUACACGGGUUGGCUGGAAUCUCUGAGGCAUAACUAUACUAUAGCUAAAGAAACAAUUUCAUGCGGUUACAAGUUUCGCGCUGAGGAAAUUGGCUCUGAAGUUGUCAGUCGACUCAAGGAAGAGGGCAUUGAACUUUCUUGAGUAGGUUAAAAAAGUUAGAUACCAUCUUGUUUUCCAGGAUUUUGUUCAAGUCGUUAGAUGUAAUAAUUUUUAUACUGAUCGCAGGGUUAUAUAUGUUAGUUUAAUAUAGUUUGCCUAAUGUAAGCUAGUGUUGUAAGUUGUAUUUGCCAAAUGAGAGGAUAUAGCAGUAACAUUAUAAAGAAUAUGGAAAAUAGAUACCUUUACAUAAAAAAAUUAUGCAAUAGAAAAUAGACUAUUUUAGACGUAGAAAAUGGAUUGUCGAGCCCCACAAGGUGUAAUGUUUUAUUUUCCAUAAAUUAAAGACUGCUUUCUUCUUUCUAAAUUCUUUCUGAAUAAUAUAAAAGAAGUAUUAUUUUAUUAUUGCAUCUUGAAUUUUUUUUUCUAAAUUUUGUGUCCGUUCUUUUUUGCUUUGAAUUGAGACAUUGAGAGCAAAGAGAAUAUAAUUAAUGAUAAAUGUACAUAUCUUUCAAAUAUAAAUAUAAAAUAAACUUUUUAAAACUUAUAAAUAAGAGAAAUUUUGUCAGUAAUGUUAUCUAUUUCAUUUCAUGAUUGUAUUUUUUGUAAAAUCAAAAAUAACAUGUAUAUGAUCAUUUUCUUUUAUUUAAGACUAGAUUUAUAUUCAGAAUAAUUCGUCAAAUGCCUGUGAUAAAAAUAUUAAAUUGGUGUUCCGAAGGUAAGUGAACUUACAUUGCCUUCUUUACCAAUUUGAAGUAACUGAUUGUUUAAAAUAUUUAAUUAGAAUAAUUAAUGAACCUAUUCCAUUACGAUGUUUGUUAUAAUAAGAUUUUCUAGUUAUUCCAUAAGCAAAAUCAUACUUUAUAUAUAA